AUGACAACAUCAACAUCGUCAACAGCUUCAAGCACAACAUCAACGUCUACAACAACGUCAACGACAUCAACAUCGACAACAACAUCAGCAACGUCGACAACAACGUCAACGACAUCAACAACAACAUCAGCAACGUCGACAACAUCAACGUCGUCAACGACAUCAACAGCGACGUCGACAACGACAUCAACAGCAACAUCGACAACAACAGCAACAGCAACGUCGACAACAUCAACAUCCACAACAACAUCGAUAGAUAGUGGUAUGUAA
This is a messenger RNA of Adineta ricciae, 270 nucleotides long. NCBI's taxonomy places the organism in Eukaryota, Metazoa, Rotifera, Eurotatoria, Adinetida, Adinetidae. The record is from the annotation of a GenBank genome assembly.